Molecule: messenger RNA, 2651 nt
Organism: Hemiscyllium ocellatum (epaulette shark)
Lineage: Eukaryota; Metazoa; Chordata; Chondrichthyes; Orectolobiformes; Hemiscylliidae
Gene: nkx2.3
Product: NK2 homeobox 3
Exons: 2
Coding region: 210-1175 (321 amino acids)
Biological process (GO): cell differentiation; regulation of transcription by RNA polymerase II
Cellular component (GO): nucleus
Molecular function (GO): RNA polymerase II cis-regulatory region sequence-specific DNA binding; DNA-binding transcription factor activity, RNA polymerase II-specific
Source: RefSeq, a predicted model, not a curated record
AAUCCCACCUAAUCCACUUUAGUUGCAUGUCAGUUUUACAAGAGAGGGAGGGAAAAAUAAUUGUGCAAUUAAAGGGAGCUUGAAUUCUUUUUUUUUCGGUUGCAAUUUAGGUGGGGGAAGAAAAGCCUGCUGGAUUUUCUCUUUCUUUUCUUGGCAAAAGAGAGAUUAAACUGGCGGGUUUAUAACUAAUUCCCCACGCGUCUUGCCCGAUGAUGCUUCCAAGCCCGGUCACGUCGACGCCAUUCUCGGUCAAAGAUAUUCUGAAUCUGGAGCAACAAUCGCGCCAGCAAGUGGCCCAUCACUUGCAGCAGGAUUUAUCGUCUCAGUUCCAGCCGCCGCCGCCGCCUUCGUGCAUGCACGCCGCCGGGGAGGCCUCCAGCUUUUCGGAUGGGGAGGAGAAAAUUCCCUUUUUGAAUUCUCUGUCAGUACAAGACAGUCAGGGGGACCCGAGCCUUUCCCCAGAGCUUUACGUUCACGCAGGACUGAGAAGCCCGUGUGAAACCAAAUUAGAUGAAGAGAUCCUACGAGAUGAGGUCAAGAAAAGCUAUUCCCUAAAGAAGUGCUCAGAGAGCGAGAACGUUAAAGCAGAGGAUGGUGAACGGCCGAAACAAAAGCAGAGAAGGAAACCCCGUGUGCUUUUCUCACAGGCCCAGGUGUUUGAACUGGAGAGGAGGUUUAAGCAGCAGAGAUACCUGUCUGCUCCCGAGAGAGAGCAUCUGGCCAACACUCUUAAACUGACCUCCACUCAGGUCAAGAUCUGGUUCCAGAACAGGCGCUACAAGUGCAAACGACAACGCCAGGACAAAUCUUUGGAGAUCGCGGGCCACCAUCACCCACCCCCGCCCAGACGGGUGGCGGUGCCCGUGCUGGUGCGAGACGGCAAGCCGUGCAUAGCAGGAUCCCAGAGUUACACCAGCCCUUACAGCGUCGGCGCAAACGCUUACGCCUAUAACGGCUACCCCGGCUCCUACGGCAGCUACGGCGGCGCCCCGGCCUACAACGCUAACUAUAGCUGCACCUACACAAGCAUCCCGUCGCUGCCGCCUUCCACGGCGUCCAACGCCUUCAUGAACGUGGACCUCAGUAACGUGAACGGCGCUGUACAGACGCAGUCUCACCCAGGAUCCUCUGUGCCCGCAUGCCAAGGGACUCUGCAGGGCAUCCGCGCCUGGUAAAGAACCAUGACAGACCAGAACUGUUGGCUGCCUUCAUUUGCUCUGAACUAUUUUUUAACUGUAGGUCAUUUGAAAAAAUCAAGGAAAGCUUAUUUUGAAGGAAAAAAAAACACUAUUAUGAUUCCCUUCCAAGACAAUCCUGGUUCAUUUCAGAUCCCUUUGGAUGCUCUCCGACAAAUAUUGCCCUAUGUUUUGUACAUUUUCUGUUAAGCCAUGUGAUUUCACACCCUGUCGUUCGAUUUAUAGUGUCCGACAGGGACUGGAGCACAGAUUGCCCUCCGGAUUCUGCUGUUCAGAAUUGUGUAGUUCGGCAGUAAUCCCCAAAAAGAGCCAUUAUGAAGAGCAGCAGAGAGAGAGAGAAAGAGAGAAAAGAGACACCGUCCUAUCUCGACUGUAGGUAUGGGAUUUUUUUAACAGAAGCGGAAAAGAGUGUUUCACACAUUUCAGGAAUCCUCAUAAUUCUAAGAGAAAGACGGUUGGAGAAAAGACUAUGCAUAAUUAAUACAAUGCAAGCUCAGAAAAGCGUCGGAGAUACCAGCGGAUUAGACUGUUCCUGAUAGUAGUCACUUUCUCUCUCUCUCUCUCUCUCUCUCUGCGCCUCUCUCUCUCCUCCCAGACCCGUUGACUAACUUUCUCUGUAUUCUAUCGUCGAUUUCCAGCAUCCACAGUAUGUUGCAUUUUCGUUCUGCUACAAACGUUCUGUUGACUCAUUCUGGGAGACGGGGCCCAAGUUUCUAAGGGUAGCAAUUCCACCCCCCCCCCCCCUCCCUCCCGUGCUGCCUUGAGAAGGCGGUGGCCUAGUCUUUAUGAACUGAAGCCGUUUGACUAAAAUAAACCACUUCAAAAGGCAGCUAAGAGUCAAUGCUGCUAUGGGAGUUGAGUCAACUUGUGACCAGGUAAAGUGCAUCACAAAACUAUAUAUAUUAACGAAUCUUCAUGGGUCAGUUUUGCUGAAACCAGUCCCUUUUUUAAAAUAAUGCUAUUAUUUCUACAUGUUGUAAACUAAGUUCAAAUUUUCAAACCACAAUGAGGUGGGGUGGCGGUAUUAUUAAUGUAACUGCCAAGCUACCCCUCCUCGAUAUUAGUAUUAGUUCGAACUGACCCUUCCACCGUGGAAUUCCGUUUUUGAAAUCCCACUUGGAAAAUCAGGGAUUUGCCUCAAACAUCUUCCAUCUGAAGUCUACGUUUAAUUUAAAUAUUUGACAGCACUGCUAAAGCAAAGAUUCCACUAGCUGUGAGCUAGAACUCUUUUUUAGGUGGGGCAAGAAAUAAACAAACAUAAAUAGAACUUUGGCCAAAAAAUCUCUCAUGUACAUACCGAGUAAUCCUCAGAAGCUCUCACUCUAAUUUGUACCAUAAUGGCGAGUGUUAACAUUUCAGUGGCGUGUAUAAAGUUAUGUAUAUAGCAAAGCUUAUUGUUCGUGAAGGAUUCCCCCUCCCCCGUCCCCAGCUUGUAUAAUACUCUGCUAUUCACAA